AUGGAAGUUUCUACACGUUCAGCAACAAGCAGCAUGGAUUUAAGCACAAUGUUUGCGGCUAUUAUGGAAAAGAUGGAAGGAAUGCAAAUGAAACUUCUAGAAACUAUUAAAGUAAACAACGAGAAGCUUCUAGCUGAACUUCAAGAAUCUUCUAGAGCCACAGAUAAGAAAAUUCAGAAAGUGUCUGAUGUUAUUAACAACAGUGUGGAUGGCAUUGAUAAAAAGGUGUCGGACUUGAAUAAUGUUCAAUGUCAAGAAGAGGCAGUUGUAGAGGCUUUAAAUGAGAAACAAUGUAAAACCAAAAUUAAAUGUUAUAACUGUCGUAAAAUUGGUCAUACUCAGCGAAACUGUAGAGCACCAAGAAAGCGAACCAGAUAUGUUUCACCAUCAAGAAAUAACCAGCUGGCGAAUCAUCAAGCAUUACAGGAGCCACCUUUAAAAAGAGCUAGCACUGAGGCAGAGGAUUUGGUAUGGGCCCGUGAGGAAGUGAAGGAUUGUAUAGACAAUGGUUGGUUGGUGUUGGAACCAGCAGAUGUGAAAAGUGGCCAUGUCAAAAUGCCAAAAAUCGAGUCCCGGUCUUCGAGUUCCAAAAGCUACCCAUGCAGAAUUUGCAAGCGUCCACAUCCCCUACGUACAUGUCGUAAAUUCCUGGCAAUGAAUAUGAACGAUCGCAUCCAUGCAGUCCGAAAACAUAAAUACUGUUCCAAUUGCCUGGCUCACGACCACUCACAAGGCACAUGUCUUUCUAAACAUGGAUGUAAGCAUUGCCACAAAUAUCACCACACCUUACUGCAUGUCAAUCCAAGAUUGGCCAAGGACCUCUUGUCCGAUCAUGCAAGGUCCCGCUCUCCUUCUCCUCAACGGGCUUCCUCCUCCAGGACACGUAAAACUUCAUCCUCCAAGUCCACGAAUGACUCUCUCUUGCCGUCGACAAGUAAAUCCGCCUCCCUUACUGCGAUCCUACGUCAGAACACCUUAGUACUUCUUCCGACUGUUCUAGUGAAAGUGGGGUCCACAACCUCACAUGCUCGGUGCCUACUAGACUCGGGAUCAACAGUUAGUCGAGUGGCUAAAAAGUUCGUUGACAAGUUAGAUCUGACAGCUUUUACGUUGCAUGAGGAAACUGUUUGUCCAAUCGUGCUAAAAUCUAGAUUCGAUUCGUCUUCGAAACUUGAAGGAACGUUCCGGGUUGAUAAUCGCAUAUCGAUUCAUACUCCAUCCGAGUCUCUUCCCGAAUCGUACAAAAAGAAUUUCCGCGACCUCUUCCUUGCAGAUUCUAAAUUUUAUGAGUCGGCUCCUAUUGACAUAAUAAUCGGUGCCGACCUUUAUCCGAAGGUCAUUCGCGAGGGCGUUUUUUCGCGAACUGGUUUUCCUACCGCUCAAAGCUCGAUGUUUGGCUGGACUAUUUACGGUCCCUGCUCCUUAUAAUUACGAAAUGCACUUUUAGAAAAGCAAAGUACCAAACGUACUUAUUGAAUUUAUUUUUGAAAUGUACUAUUCCUUAUAAAAUAAGAAAAAAUUAUAUUCUAUGAAUUAAUAUAUGAAUUUGUUAUCCUAAAUUAAGCUUAUUAAUCCAAUAAUUUAUUCCUUUUUCCAUUCCAGAAGCAGUAUCUUAGCAGGACCAAUUGAGCUUUUCCAUUUUUUCGGGCUUUUAAUUAUUUUUUCUAAUUGCACAUACUGCAAGGCGGGCGGCAAUGUUAAUGCCAAAAGCCUUAACUAACUGUGUCACAUAUCCCGUGACUUAGUCUGGGUUCUCCCUAAUAGCAUUUAUCAUAUAUAAAUGCUAGUAGUUACAAAAUAGAUAGUUGCGAUAACUAUCUAUCUCUUUCCUUUUUUUUUCGCCUUAAAUUAAACGUCAUUGGUCCAAAGGUCUAAGCUGCUGUUUCCGGUUUAUACAAAACUAAAUUUUACUUCUUGUCUUUUUCGCAGCUGAACAAAGAGGUAAUAGAAAAAAUCCAAUUUUUCACUUCAAUAAAGAAAUCCUUUAUCCUACAAAAUCCUAAUACUUUGUUUUUUCAUCUUAUUUUAUUUUCAUUCAAUUUCCU
This is a messenger RNA of Calliphora vicina (urban bluebottle blowfly), 2045 nucleotides long. RefSeq lists its product as uncharacterized. The coding region runs from base 1 to 1428 and encodes 475 amino acids. The transcript is spliced from 2 exons. NCBI's taxonomy places the organism in Eukaryota, Metazoa, Arthropoda, Insecta, Diptera, Calliphoridae. Gene Ontology annotation, molecular function: zinc ion binding; nucleic acid binding. The record is from RefSeq and is a predicted model, not a curated record.